Messenger RNA from Caretta caretta (loggerhead turtle), 8208 nucleotides. RefSeq names its product E3 ISG15--protein ligase HERC5. The record is from RefSeq and is a predicted model, not a curated record. Gene Ontology annotation, biological process: protein ubiquitination; ubiquitin-dependent protein catabolic process. Gene Ontology annotation, molecular function: ubiquitin protein ligase activity. Gene Ontology annotation, cellular component: cytoplasm. Lineage: Eukaryota; Metazoa; Chordata; Testudines; Cheloniidae.
CAGUGGCGGGGCAGAGGUUGAGCGAAGCAGCAGCCGCCGCCACCGGUCUAGCAUGUACUGCUGGGGAGCCGGCUCCUGCGGGCAGCUGGGGCUGGGCGAGGCGGCAGCCGGCGGGCCGGUGCUGUGCCGGCGGGGGCCAGAGGCCGGCGGCGGCCACACGCUCCUGGAAGCGGCUUGCGGGGAGCGCCACACGCUCCUGCUGCGGCCCGACGGCACCGUCUGCUCCUGCGGGGCUAACGCCCGGGGGCAGCUGGGCAGGAGGCUCCGCCCGGGGCAGCGGCCCCCGCCUCGCAGCUACACGCCGGAACAAAUUCAAGCUUUAGAAGCACAGAUUAUUGUUCAUGUGAGCUGUGGAAAAGAACACUCGCUGGCUGUUUGCAACAAAGGAAAGGUCUUCUCCUGGGGAGCUGGGUCUGAAGGCCAGCUGGGCACUGGAGAAUUUAAGGAACAAAGUUUAAUCCCGAAGAAAAUAGAUGGCCUUUCUGCUCUCCGAAUAAUACAAGUCACCUGUGGGCACUAUCACUCGGUUGCACUUGCACAAGAUGGCAGAGUCUUUUCAUGGGGACAGAACACCCAUGGCCAGCUUGGUCUGGGUAAAGAAACCCCCUCCCAGCCUAGCCCACAGCAUGUCACAUCUCUCAACGGGAUCCCCUUGGCUCAGGUUGCUGCUGGCGGGGGACACACCUUUGCGCUGUCUCUCUCAGGAGUUGUGUAUGGGUGGGGAAGGAACAACGCACGGCAGCUGGGAUUAAAUCACGCUAAUACAAGAGAGCAAGUCUUCAAACCGUAUGCGGUAGCUGCUCUGAAGACUAUUGGUGUGGUCUAUAUCAGCUGUGGAGAUGAGCACACUGCAGUGCUCACCAAGGAUGGCAGUGUGUUCACAUUUGGAGAUGACAGUGCUGGACAACUGGGACAUCGCUCUUCAACCCAGAUGCCUGGUCCUCAAAAGGUCAAAUGGAUAGAUGGUCCAGUUUCCCACUUGGCAUGUGGAAGCUAUCACACCCUGGUCUAUAUGUCUACUUCUGGGCAGAUUAUAUCUUUUGGACGUGGUCCCCAAAGACACAUUGAAAAUGGAACAGCCAGUAACCCAGGGGAGCAGAUACAGAACUUUGACAUCAGCAGCCUGGUUUCAGCUAACGAUCUGUCGGGCGUCCAAGUAAAAAUGAUUUUUGCUGGAACGUAUGUCAACUUCGUCAGUACUCUUCAGUCCCAGGAUCUUGAGCAUGCACAUGGGAUCUCUUCCACAGAUACCCUGCCGAAGAUUAGCAGGCUUGACAGGACAUUGAUAGAUAAAUGGUUGGCAGUGACAGCUGGCACUGAUGAAUUCCAGGAGGCUAAAAGGGAAAUAGCCCUGAUAUUUUCUUCUCCUGCUUGUUUAAGUGCAAGUUUUUUAAAACCCAGCUCUGCUUUGGAAGCAAAUUGUAUUGGUGUUGAUCUACAAAAGGCGAGGGACGUAUUUGAUGAGCUAACCAAAAAGGAAUGGAUUGUUAACCAGAUAAAUCCCUAUCUGUUGGCUGAUCUGAUUCCUGGUCUUCCACUGCGUUCUCCUCAUCAUGAGGCUUUAUCUAUUUUCCUACUCCUGCCAGAAUGCUCUGUGAUGUACAAAGAACCGAACUUGGAGCCUUUUGUUAUGCGACUUGCACAGGCCAUUAAUACCAUGAGUGACCGUUCCUCAGACAUUCUGGAAGAAUGCUGGUCAUCCUUGUCAGCAUCCUUUUUGGACAAUGUGGUGCAGAUGUUGAAAAAGGCUGUAGUAUCUCAGCUGCCAUAUUACGCCUUCCCCCGUUACCAGGACACCAAACCUCUCCUAGAAGUGCUUGAAAAGCUGUACAGAGCAAACAGGAAGGCUAACUACACGCUACAGUUAAGCAGUUUUUACAUAGAUGAAAUCUCCGGAACAUUUAUUCUUUCAAACGAUGUAUGGAGGUGGCGCUCAUGGCAAGUUACAGCUAAUUCGUGUCAUGAAGACCACGUUCCUGUCAUAUUCUGCCGUUUCCCUUUUAUCUUUAACUUGGUUUCCAAGAUUCAUGUGUUCCACCUUGAUUCAUUUUUCAUGCAAGAGGCAGAAGCCCAGUUCAUACUGACACAGAAUGAACGGCUGAGAGAGAGUGAGCUUCCUGCGUUGCCUGUUUUUCCUCUGCUAGUUAAACGCAGCAACCUGGUUGAAGAUACUUUACGUAAACUAAGUCUGGUGGAGGACAGUGUCCUGAAAAAGCAGUUGUUGGUGCAAUUUGAAGGGGAGUUGAUGGGCCUGGAUGCGGGCGGAGUGACGUUAGAAUUCUUCCUGUAUGUAUUUGAAGAGAUGGUGAAUCCACAAUAUGGGAUGUUCAUAUAUUGUGACCCUGCGUCCCCAAUGUGGUUUCCUACCAGCUCUUCAGUAGAGAAGAAAAAGUAUUUCCUCUUUGGGGUCCUAUGUGGGCUCUCCCUGUUCAAUAGGAUCAUUGCCUUCAUCCCUUUCCCACUCGCUAUUUUUAAGAAACUUCUGGAUAAGAAGCCUUCGCUCGAAGAUUUGAAAGAGCUGAGUCCUGUGGUAGGGAAGAGUUUGCAGGCAGUUCUAGAUUAUGAGUAUGAUGAUAUUGAAGAGAAUCUUCAGAUACAUUAUUGUGUGUCGUGGGACAACAAGGAAGUAGACCUGAUUCCAGAUGGCAGUUCCAUAGCUGUGAACAACAAAAACAAGAAGGACUUUGUCAACAAGUAUGUGGAUUACGUCUUCAACAAAUCUGUGGAGGUGGUUUAUGAGGAGUUCAAGAGGGGAUUUUACAAAGUCCUGGACAGAGAGAUACUUAGAUUCUUCCAGCCUCAAGAACUGAUGGAGGUGGCAAUUGGAAAUGCUAAUUAUGACUGGAACAAAUUUGAACAGAAUGCAGUCUACUGGGGAAUGUACACUCCAUCACACCCCACCAUCAAAAUGUUCUGGAAGGUUUUCCAUGAGCUCACAGUGGCAAAGAAGAAGGGCUUUCUCUUGUUUCUCACAGGAAGUGACCGGAUCCCUGUAAUGGGAAUGGACUGUAUAAAGAUAAAGUUCAAUCCACACGUGUCUAUGUCUGAAGAUCACAUCCCUGAAGCACAGACCUGCUUUCACAUCCUGAUCCUCCCACAGUAUUCUACAAUAGAAAGACUCCGGGAGAAGCUUCUUCUAGCCAUCGAUAACAAUCGGGGGUUUGGAAUACAGCUGGAGAAUAAGAGCAUAUCUAACAAAAUGCCAAGGGACAGCCAGACAGGCAGGCAACAAACCAGCAGCCAAAUGAGUUUAUUGUCACCACCUCCUCAACCAGCAGGAGCAGCAUCCUCAUCGUUGUUGUUGGUCCCAAAAUCAAACUGCCACCCCAACUUCUUCAAGAAGCACCCACAAGAAAUCAGCCAGAUAAACUGCAAAGAGAGCUCCCUAGCUGUCGUGGAGAGAAAUGGGAGCAUUCUCAUUUUUGACAAAGAGGGUGAACACAGAAAACCGGAAUACGUGACUUUAGGACAGAACAUGAGGGGGCAUUCCUUGGACUGUGGAGCAGCAUAUAUGCUCAUUCUCACCUCAGAAGGAAAACUUUUUGAGCGGAGCAUUUCAGCCACAGCUGAUAAGUCAAAGAUAAGACUGCUGAAAGAAUUAAGAGACAAAUACAUUGUCCAAAUCGCAUGUGGGGACCAUCAUUCCAUGGCACUGUCUAAAGGUGGUGAGCUUUUUACCUGGGGACAGAACUCGCACGGUCAGCUUGGAGUGGGGAACCAGAUUGACUUUACCCACAAACCACAACUGGUGCAGGAACUCAGAGGCAUCCCGCUGGCUCAGAUUGCUGCAGGAGGAACUCACAGCCUUGCCCUGUCGCUCUCUGGAGCCGUUUACUCAUGGGGGAAGAACGAUUUUGGACAGCUGGGACUUGGAGACACAGAAAACAAAUAUUACCCUUCAUACAUUAGAGCCCUAGAACAUAAGAAGACUGUGUAUAUCUCAUGUGGUGGAGAGCACACUGCCAUUCUCUCACAGGAUGGGCUGGUGUGUACCUUUGGAGCUGGAGAUUAUGGGCAGCUUGGUCACAACUCCACCCAGAAUGAGUUGAUACCUCGUAUUGUGGCUGAGCUCUUUGGAGCAAGGGUGUCUCAGAUAGCAUGCGGAAGGUGGCACACGCUUGUCUAUGUCCCCUCCUUGGGAAAAGUCUAUUCAUUUGGUUGUGGAGCAGAAGGACAGCUGGGCAAUGGUGACACAUCUAAUCAGUUGAUACCACUGCCUGUCGAAUUACCUUCAGAUUGGGUGAAUGGUGGAAAACUCAACCCAGGAAACAGUACCUCCAAAAAGGUGAUUAAAAUUAUUGCAGGAGGAAACCAAAGCAUUGUGCUUUGCUUGAAGAAAAAGAAUCCAUAUGUUACUUUGAACGGAACUGCCAUAGUGGAAGACAAAGAGGUGGAUAAAUGGAUUUCUAAUUCGGAUCCUAAACAGUGGGAGAAUAUAAAGAAGAAUAUUCAUCUGAUCUUUUCAUCUGUGGCUUGUGUCAAUGGAAGUUUCUUGGACAAAAGUAGAGACAAACAUUUCAGAACCUCCAAAGAAAUCUCAGGCAUAGAUAUGUCAGCAGUGCUUCUUUUUUAUGAGAAGAUGAACAAGAAACCAAAAGGCUUGCAGGAGGUGAUCUCUGCAGUUGAGAAAUUGCUGUCAUCACUGUCUUCCUCUCCCAGCUCACCUGAAGCUCUCAGGAUCUACCUGAUCAUUCCUGUCCUUUUACGGGGACAGGAUAACGUGUCUAACCGUCUUCUUGAUCGGCUAGCAGAAGCCAUCCUGAGUCUCCAACAAAAAGACCUGAAAGUUCUUGAAUCCCUGUGGUCAAAUCUAGAAAUAUCUUUUUUCAAGGACCUAGUGAGCACGUAUCAAAGGGUUUCCAGAAUCAAUCUACUUAAUUUCAUCAUGCAAGUCAGAAACUCUGAAGAAGUUACCUGUGAACCGCACUUGAAUAGGACUUUGAAAAUGCUGCAGAUUCUUUACCAGGUGAAUUCCAGUGCUGGUUUCAAAAUACAGGAAAACAACUUCUAUGUACCUGAAGUGAAAGGGAUUUGGGGACAGGCUUGGCAUUCGAAUGAAGCAAUGAAGGCUUUGUUGAAACUGACUGCAUACCCUUGCAUCUUUGACAUGCAAGAUAAGAUUGUGGUUUAUGAAAUUGACCGCCAAAUUCUGUUCAGGAUAUAUAACGCAAACUCUUUCCUGGUGCCACGAGGUCCGUGGUGUUUAGAGAUCAGAAGAACACACCUUGUGGAUGAUGUGUGGCAGUGUUUGAGGAGCGCACCACCUAAAACAUUUGAGAAAUUCUUGAAAGUGCAGUUCGUUGGAGAACAAGGUAUUGAUGAUGGAGGGUUGUCCCAGGAGUUCUUCACUAUCAUUACAAGGGAACUGUGUUGUCCAGAAGCACAGAUAUUCAGAAGUUUGGAGGACUCCAAGCUGAUUUGGUUCCCCUCUCAGGUACCAGGAAGCGAAGACACCUUUUUCCUGAUUGGCACUCUGUUUGGAAUGGCACUGUAUAACAUGAAGAUCGCUCCCUUUCAUUUCCCUCUAGCUCUGUACAAAAAGUUGCUGGAUAUUCCACCCACUCUAGAAGACUUAAAAGAGCUGUCUCCUACAGAAGGGAGGAAUCUUCAAGAAAUGCUGGAUGAAGACUAUGAUGACAUCCUUGAGAACAUGAUGAUGGAUUUCACAAUAAUGAAGGAACAAGGAGGAUCUAUAGUUUCCAUCGAACUUAAAGAAAAUGGUGCAGACAUUCCAAUCACAAAGCAUAACAGGAAAGAAUACGUCAAUGCAUACGUGAAUUAUGUGUUCAAUGAAUCGGUAAAGAAGCCAUUUGAGGAUUUCAGGAAUGGGUUUUUAAGAGGCUGUCCAGCUAAAAAGUGGAAGCUCUUCCUUCCUAUCGAGUUCCUUACUGUUUUCCGUGGACAUACAAAAUAUGACUGGAAGCUGCUGGAAGAGAAUACAAAGUACACAGAUUAUGAAAAGUCUGAUCAAACCAUCAAGAAUUUUUGGGCUGUGUUUCAUGAACUCCCAGAAGAAAAGAAGAAGAAUUUUCUUGCUUUUCUGACAGGAACGGAUCGAAUCCCUGCCGAAGGGAUGAGACAUUUUCAAUUCACUAUUGCAGACUUUAAAAAAGAAAACCCGGACCUUUUCCAUCCUGUUGCCAAUACCUGCUAUCACAUCUUGGCGCUCCCAAGAUACAGCAAUAAAGAGAUUUUUCGGGAAAAGUUCCUGAAUGCCUUAGAGUUUUAUGAAAAAUUUAACCUAUCAUAAAUUGUGGCCAAGAGCAAUUUAAAAAAACAUUUUUCAUGUCUUACUUGCAAUAGUAUUCUAUUGUUGGAGGAGAUGCCACCAAAUCCUGUCUUUUAUUUGCACUGCACCUUAAAAACAUUCAGAUUCAUUCAUCCAUUGGGAUUGCACUUUGACUGCAGGCCUGAGAAUCACCACCUUUGUUGAAGUACCUAAGAUUGUAGAACAGGUUUGUAAAAAGUCAGUGAACUAACUAACCAAGUGCAAUAUUGACUAAACGAAAAUGUAUUAUUGGUUAAAUGACUUUUUCCCUGCAUAAUCUCUUACAUUGGAUAUAAAGUGUGUGUGUAUAUGAAUAUAUAUAUAUAUAUAUGAGAGAGAGAGAGAUUGAUUUUGUGAUAUGACAGGUGUAUAUAUAGUACAUAGGAAUUUCAAAGGUACCUAGUGGAUUUAAAUGCCCAAUUCUCCUUGAAUUUCAUUUGGAUUUGGGUGAAUGAGUCUCUUAGGUUCCAUUGCAAAUCCCAGCCUUAAUAUGUAUCAAAAGAACACGUAAUUAAUUAUUAAUGGUAUAUAAAAUAGGUUGACAAUGUAUAUAAUAGGUACUUUUAACUUCAGUGCUACCUACCAGACUGCUGUGUUAGGCAAAAUCACCCUCCCGGUCUUAACUCUCAUGCUUCCUACAUUCCCACCAUUUAAAAGAAACUUGCUGCUUCACAGAUGUUUCUGGCUGGGGUUUUCAAAGGAGCAUAUGGGAGAUAGAAUUAAUUGGGAGUUGGGUGUUUAAUGGGAGAUGGGCAACUGACUCCCUGCAGCCACUUGGAAAGUCUCCAGCACACUGACACAUUCAGCGAGCAAGAGGUUAAUUGGAUGCUGGGAGGAGGGGUUGGUAAAGACAGUAAUGACUCUGUAACUCUACAGUGCUCUUAUUUGACAUGGACCUGAUUACUCAGCAAAAUAAGUCACUAUCUUUGCCAGCAGCAGAAGCCUGAAUUGUGUUCACAGGGUGACCUCAAGAAGCAAGUCAACAACUGUAAUAUUAACAAAUAACAAUUAACACUUCUCCUAUAGGUUUCCCAAUGCAUCCUGUCUUCACUGUGUCUUUUUUGGAUUUGUCUGUAAGCUCUUUGGGGCAUAGAUUCUCAAUACUUUGUAUCUUGUAUAGAACCAAGCAUGCUGUCAAUGCAUUCUUAAUAGUAGUAAUGCCAAAGGGAGAGGAUGAUGAAAUUUCCACUGAUCAGAAAUAUUAGUGAUGAGUUCUCUAGCCUUACCCAAUACCUAAGGGGGCCUGAACCUGCAAAUUUGUAUUGGACUGAGCAGUCCAUACUCUCACAAGCACUGUCUUUGACUCCUCCAAGUAAGAGGUUUCAGGAUCAGGACUCAGCAUGGCAAAUAUUUUAUAUUCUGUCAGUCAUUUCCAGGCUUCGCUAAAAGCUGUAUUUUUAAAGCAUUAAUGCAAGGGCUUUGCAUUCCCAACAUGCUGUGAACUUCUUAUUUUCACUGUACGUAAUUUUUAAAGGGGGUGUGUGGAGUCCUAAGCAAAUAGAUUUCAUUUUCAAAAGCACAAUGUUUUUUUAAAUAAAUGUCACUGCUACCAUAAGUUAAACUCUUUGGGUCCAAUUAUGCAAGCAACUCCAUGUGCAUGGAUCCCUGCACCUAUGCAGGCUUCCUGGUGGGCCCUGGGAGCUGGCUGUACUUUGCAGAAUUAAGGCCCAACACUGAUAAUACUAUGCAAGGUUGUAAACACUGCAGACUAUACUUUUUGUAUUUUUCUGUGGUUUUUCUUGUAAAAAGCAUAUAAAUAUUGCAUCUUUUUCAUUGUCCGACAACUGUGCUCAUUGCUUACCCUGAGUACCGUAUGUUUGUUAUACAUUGUUGAAUAUGUCAGUGGGCAGGUACCUAAAGCAAGUUUCAUGUGUAAGAAAGUGUUUUACUGGCCCUUUUGCCAAAUGUUGUGUUGAAAUAAAUGAGGAUAGCCUUUCAUA